Molecule: messenger RNA, 979 nt
Organism: Zingiber officinale
Lineage: Eukaryota; Viridiplantae; Streptophyta; Magnoliopsida; Zingiberales; Zingiberaceae
Exons: 4
Coding region: 43-657 (204 amino acids)
Source: RefSeq, a predicted model, not a curated record
GUUGGUGAAAAGACGGGACAUGGAGAUUUUUCCCUUAAACAAAUGGUUGGCCGUGGCCCGCUCCGGCGCCGCAUCAUCAAUGAUUCAACGCUGCGGCUUCUUCGACGGAAGACCGUCGGACGCUUGGUGAUGUCGAGAUCGGGAUUUAAGUCUUUGCGCCAUGGACCCGGAGGAGGAGCUGCCACUGGAACUCAAGGAUUUCAACCUCCUCUUUCAUCGAUUCCUUACAGCACUUGCCUUCAUCCAUGGCUGCACAAGUUAGUUGAAAAUGCACUUGGUGGUUGGCCUUUCGGACUUGAGAGCUUGACCUUCAGACUGAGGAAUAUGGAGUGCUUACAAGCUCCCACAAUCGCAACAAAUUCACUUAACAGACAUUCAGAUAGUUUUCCCUCCUAUUCUUCUUCUGAACUUGAUACUAUCUCAACAAAAUCCUUCUUCCAAGAUCAUAGCAUCACGCUGGGCACUUUAAUUGGGAUGACUCCAGUAGACAGAAAUGUGCGAUUUGCAAAAUCAUUUUUGCAUGAGGAAUUGGAGUAUGCAGCAAUCAAAAGCCUAACGUGUGACUCUGCUGAGGAACAUGACGAAGAGAUGGUAUCUUGUUGCGUCUGUGCCCCUUUUGUAGAGAAUGUUCUUCCUGGCAAGAACAGCUCAAGAUGAUGAAGUUGUCUAAUGGAUACUUUCAGCACCAUGAGAUCGCCUGUUCUUUUUGUAGCUGUGAAGGUAUAGCUGGAUGUUCAGCCUUUCGCCUACUGCUGCCAAGAAUAAUAGCAAGUGUUCACUUCCACACUAGAACUCUGUAUGCUCUAAUAUACUACAAGUGAUGGAGAGAACUUGGGCACUAUUUCAUUGAGAUCUUUGUUUUCCCUGAUUUGCUACAAGUGAAGGGGACUUAGGCACUAUUUAAUUUCAUUGAUGAAAUGUUGUUGUGGACUCUAGAGAUUAAGGUUAUCAGUUGAUUUAUGCAUUUGAUUUUUGUGGU